CCGCCGCUCCACGGCUCGCGCUCGUGUUGUUGUUGUGUGACACAACAGGGCGAGAGCGGCGCACAGGCGAGGCCCAGCCAGCAGACGGCGACGCUAUGCACGCGCUGUUCGGGGACCAGGGCGCCUACUACCGGCACCCGGGCGCCGCCUACCACCACCAGGCGGGCGCCGCGCCGCCCCCGCCGCCCACCUACCAGUACUCGGCGGCCGCCGCCGCAGCGGCCGCGGCGGGCGACCAGUACCCGCGCUACGGGUACGCCGCGGCCGGGUACCCGCUGGCGGCGGCGCAGCACCACCACCACGGGCCCGCCAAGGAUAUGGUCAAGCCGCCCUACUCGUACAUCGCGCUCAUCGCCAUGGCCAUCCAGAACGCGCCCGAGAAGCGCAUCACGCUCAACGGCAUCUACCAGUUCAUUAUGGAGCGCUUCCCGUACUACCGCGAGAACAAGCAGGGCUGGCAGAACUCGAUCCGGCACAACCUGAGCCUCAACGAGUGCUUCGUCAAGGUGCCGCGCGACGACAAGAAGCCGGGCAAGGGCAGCUACUGGACUCUCGACCCGGAUUCGUACAACAUGUUCGACAACGGAUCGUACCUGCGCCGGCGGCGGCGCUUCAAGAAGAAGGACGCGCUCAAGGAGAAGGAGGAGGCGCUGAAGCGACAGCAGGAGCAGCAGCAGCAGCAGCAGCAAGGGGCGGCAGCGGCGGCGCAGCAGAAGGCGGCCCUGGCCGAGCCGCACAAGCUCAAGACGGAGUGCGUGGUCGCCAAGGCGCCGAAGCGCGAGCCGCUCGAGCUGAGCACGUGCAAGUACCCCGACGUGAAGCCCGCCGUGCUGGAGCAGCAGCAGCAGCAGCAGCAGCACGAGGCGGCCGCCUUCAGCGUGGACAGCCUGAUGACGGCCGGCAGCGUGGCGGGCAGCGCCGCCAUGUACCCGUACCACCACCACCACCACCAUCACCACCACCAGUACCACGCGCAGCCGCCGCCGCCCGUCACGGUGGCGGCGGCCGACCACCACGACCAGUUCCGCACGCCGUGGUACGGCUCCCCGGACGCGGAGGCGGUCGCCGUGGCGGCGGCGUCGCUGUUCGACGGCGGCGGCGGCGGCGGGGGCGGCGGCGGGGGCGGCGUGGUGUCCGCGGCGCCCAGCUGCCAGCUGCAGCCGGCCGUGGCGGGCGCGGGGGCGGCCUUCCGCGCCACCUACUACCACCAGCCCGCGCCCGACUGCCCGGCCGCCGCCAAGUACUGAGCGGCGCCUCUCCUUGCGAAUGAAACGUCAUCGUCCUCAUCAUCAUCGCUGUGGCCUGAACCCGCAGGCUACUUCGGAACGAUCUCCUACACGAAAAUCGUGUUGCUGUCUACAAAAGUGUAUAUUAUACAUAAACAAACACUCUGGAGUCAGUUGGUGAUUACUUUUUGUGGUCCACUGUUUAUGUGUAAAUGUAUUUCAAAGAAUACUCUAUUAUAUUCCAAACUUAGUGGUGUUUUCGUGUAAACGUCUACGUACAUAUGUUGGGCAAGUGUAAUGAUGUAUAGAUGUAUAAGUUUUAUAUAUACAUAGUCGUAUGCCGCAUGUUACUAUGCAUUAAUUAAAAUGGAAGCAAUGAAGGAUUUAAAGUAAAAGAAGACGGAGAAGUGUGUGAAUGUUGUUUAGCUUAUAAAUGCACUGGACGGUGGAUGGAAGUUAGAGUAAUAUCCUGUGUUAUCGACAACAUAUCUGUUGCAAUAUGAUGUGUGCCACUGCCUCACAGGUCUUGCUGGAUUGUAACUUUCUACUGUGAUUGUAUGUAUAAUUAGGAUAAUUUAAACAAAAUGUACUUGUUUUUUGUAAAUUUAUAAUUCGAAUGAUUUAACUCACUGGGACAAAUUUUCACGUGAAAAUAAAGUUGCAAGUGGGGGAAAAUUAUCUUAAUGACAGUGGAAGUUGUGCUGGUGUACAGAACAAUGUUAAGGUUCGCUCUACAAUGCAGCUAACGGACCUCUGUUCUUAAAGCAAGGGUAAUUUCUGUGUGCUUUAGAAGCAAUAAAACAUGAAUUAAUUGUACUACAUAAAUAAAUAUAUCUCAGUUC
Schistocerca gregaria is the source of this 2068-nucleotide messenger RNA. RefSeq names its product fork head domain-containing protein crocodile-like. Gene Ontology annotation, molecular function: DNA-binding transcription factor activity, RNA polymerase II-specific; RNA polymerase II cis-regulatory region sequence-specific DNA binding. Gene Ontology annotation, biological process: cell differentiation; anatomical structure morphogenesis; regulation of transcription by RNA polymerase II. The transcript has 3 exons. Bases 96 to 1247 code for a protein of 383 amino acids. NCBI's taxonomy places the organism in Eukaryota, Metazoa, Arthropoda, Insecta, Orthoptera, Acrididae. The record is from RefSeq and is a predicted model, not a curated record.